AUGGCUGUGCAGGAUGAGAUGGUUUUAUUGGAACGCGUGUUUCUUCGAAUUGGAGCUGCAGAAACUGACGAACAGUUGCAAAAUGCACUCGCUAAGUUUUUACCACCUGUUUUGCUGAAACUUUCGAGCCCUCAAGAAGGCGUUCGUAAGAAGGUUAUGGAACUUUUAGUUCAUAUAAACAAGCGGUUAAAAUCUCGACCUCUGGUUCAGCUUCCUGUUGAUGGAUUAUUACUUCAGUACCAAGAUCCUGCUGCUACGUCUUUUAUUGUUAACUUUACCAUAAUUUACAUCAAAAUGGGUUACCCCAGGUUGGAAAUCAGUAAGCAAAUAGAAAUUUUACCAGGCUUACUUAGCAGUUUAGAAAACAAACCAGAAAUGCAUCAAGACGGUAUUUUGUUGAUGUUGAUGCCUGUAUUACCCCAUGUAACGAUACCAAAUGAUGCAGAGAAGUGCAAGGUUUUGUUUGGACUGAGAGAUAGACCAAAAGUAGCAAAGUUACUACUGGAUUAUCUGCUUGACUUUCUUUUGAUUCCCUAUGGAUUUGCAAGACCUAGUCCAGCUUCUAACCUUUCAGGUGAAAGUAUCCCUCCCCCUGGUUUGAGUGAGCAUGCACUGAAACGUACUGUUGGAGAUGAAGCAAUGCCCCCUGAAAACCUUGAGAAAAUUAAAUUGGGAGCAGUACGAUUUUUAGCUUGUGGUGUGUACCCAGAACAAGAUAUUGUUGUUCACUUGAUUGUGGCUGCCUCAGAUACUCGUCAUAGUGUAGCUAGCAUUGCUGAUCAAGAACUCCGGAAGAUAUCUGGUGUUGUUGAUUGGAACAAUAGUUCAUUAGUGGAUAGCUUAUUCUCUUUGUUUCUAGGCUCAAAUUACAUCAAAGACAAAAAAUCAACUGUGAAGCCUGAACAUAAGCGAUCACCUACUAACACUCGAAUUCGUCUCAAAAUUUUUCCUAACAUCUUGAAAUCAUCUACAGCCUCCACUCAGUUUCCAGCAGCUGUGCAGGUUGUUUUUGAUGCAUUAUUCAGUAGCAACACUAAUGUGAAAUUGAAGUCUAUGGCAGUACAAUUUGUUAACUCAAUAUGUAGCAACUGCAGUGAGAAGCAAAUUUUACCAGUUGGAAAAGUACUUAUUUCAGGCAUGCAGAAGCUGAUAGCAGAACCAAAUGAAGAUUCUAAGGUACGUAAUCAAGCGUAUGUUGCAGUUGGAAUGCUAGGGAUGAAACUUCCAAAUCUUGUAACUGAAGAUUUAAGCAUUGUUAAUUCCUUUUUUGAUGCACUUGUAAAUGAAGAUCGAGAUAGCAAGAUUGCUAUUCAAGAAUCACUUGGACUUCUGUCUAAAGCAUUUUGUAAUCUAGAACCAAGUCUGCGUGGUAUCAUGGAAGCCCUUAUAAUGUCCAAGAUAGAAAGUCCUGUGACUCAGGUAAGACAGAUAGCUGUGAAUUAUGCAGCAUCAAUAUUUGAAGAUGAUCACAUUCCUUCACAGUAUAUUUUAAUGUUGGCUGCUGGUGAUUCAAAAGAUGAGAUACGAACUGAAGCAAGGAAGAUAUUGAGAUCAUCAAGAAAAUCAGAAAAAAAACUUCCCCCGUUUCCAGAUGUUGUCCAUUACAUCACUAAGAAAGCAGAUCAAAGAAUGAAAACUAAAGACAAAUAUGUUGUAGGAAAAACUUCUUUGGCCUUUAAUCCUGAAACGUACUUAGAAAUGCUACUAUAUUUAAGGAGAUGUCUAGUAAACAGUGCUAAUGUUCCUAAGGAGCUACAAUUUGAUAAUCUAGAUCCAGAGCAAUCACCAUAUAUUUCAAAGUAUAUAAGAAAACUGUUGCUUUCAAAUACUGACAAAGAGAGUAAUGCUGUGAACAACUACAUAGCCUUAAACAAGCAGUACUUGCUAGCUUUUGCUGAUGCACAUGUUGUUUAUAUUCUUUUAGAAGUUGUUGCCGGUGUUCCAGAUAUCUUGCCAAAAGAGUUUGCUGCUCACGUAUCUUUGGUUAAAAGUCUAAUGAUGUCAACUAAAGAAGAUGUAAGAGAACAUUCAGCCAAACUGUUUGCUAUUAUUAUUGCUCAUGACAGUGAAAAUAUAUUUGUGAAUUCCAUUGAGGAGCUUUUAAAAAAUGUGAAGGACAAUAAUCUGGAAUCUCAGCAUGGUUCUUUGAUAAGUGUGGGGUAUGCUAUUGGGUUUUGGUUUCGACAGAUGAAAACGCAAAGCAAUUAUGCUGCUAAAAUAGAGGAAUUUACUAAAAUUGUAUACAAGACUGUAUCAACAAUGUUGUCCUACUUGAAAAAUAGCAAUUCCCUAUUGACAUCAGCAGUUUGUCUAGGAAUUGGUGAAAUUGGAAGAAAUGGUCCUUUGCAUACUUAUUUUGAAAUGUCAGGUGGGUCACAUUGUGAUGUACAUUCUAAAAAUAUUGAUGCAAAACUAGAAAGCAAGUUAUUAGUUAAAGAGCUUGGAGACAUUGCAUGUUCAGAAAAAUAUCCUAUUAAGUGCAGAGAGCGUGCAAUUCAAGCUUUAGGGUACAUUUGUGUUGGUGAUCCUACAUUUCCACAUUGCAGGCUAAUCAUGGAAAAGCUUCUUCAAGUGGCUUUUGAGAAAUCAGAUGUUGAUCUUCAUUUUACAGUAGGUGAUGCUUUGUGUUGUGCAGCACUUGGACCCUCCUCGUCAGCUGCAAGGAAUUUUUGGGUUGAGCUGAAGGAUGAUUUCAAGUGUAAAGAAACAGGACUGAAAGAAGAAGAAAUGAAAUGGGUUAUUAUAGAAAUACUAAGUAAGUUUGUUGUUCAUACAAAACCUGCUGUUAGACAGGCUUCUGCAGUUUGGUUGAUUAGUAUUUUGAAAGACUGUGGAAACCACAGCAUUGUCAAAUCAUUUUUUAAAAGUAUACAGAAUUCUCUAUUAAACUUGCUUGCUGACAACAGUGAAAUUACUCAAGAUAUUGCAUCUAAAGGUUUAAACCUUAUAUAUGAACUAGGAGAGGAGCAGGAUAAGAAAGAACUUGUAAAUCUUCUCCUGGAAACUUUGACUUCAGGUAGAAAAUCAGGUGUUACUGUAUCUGAUGACACUAAGUUGUUUGAAGAAGGAAUGUUGGGUAAAUUACCAACAGGAGGUGGGAUCAGUACUUACAAGGAAAUUUGUUCUUUGGCAUCAGACUUAAACCAACCAGAUCUUGUGUACAAAUUCAUGCACUUAGCUAAUCAUCAUACUCUCUGGAAUUCCAGAAAAGGUGCUGCUUUUGGGUUUGGGAAGAUUGCUGAAAAAGCUGGAAAACAGUUGUCAGAACACUUGCCUAAAAUUGUUCCAAAACUGUACAGAUAUCAAUUUGAUCCAAAUACAGCUACCAGACAGUCUUUUAUAGCCAUAUGGGAUUCGGUUGUUUCUGAGCCACAAAAAACAAUAGAUCUUUAUCUGGCAACAAUUCUUGAUGAUUUGCUGGAGAACUUAACUAAUCCUCAGUGGCGUGUGAGGGAAUCAAGCUGUUAUGCCAUUAGUGAUUUGAUAAGAGGUCGAGAUUUAACAGAGGUUAUUGGUUAUUUACCGUCUUUGUGGGAGACUUUAUUUUUGGUAAGAGAUGACAUUAAAGAAUCAGUGCGGAAUGCUGCUGAAUCUGCUCUUAAGGUUCUUAGCAAAGUUUCGGUGAAACUUUGUGAUUCUACUAGUGGAAAAGCAGGAGAACAAGCUUUACAAUUAAUUAUUGUGUGUUUGAUCAAGAAAGGAUUAUGCAGUCGAGUGUCAGAAGUAAGAAGUGUAAGUCUUUUGACAAUUGUUCAGGUGAGCAAGAAUGCUGGGCCUUUGUUAAAACCACAUAUACCGUUAUUAGUGAUAUCACUGCUAGAAGCUAUCAGUGAUCUUGAACCUGAGGCAUUAAAUUAUCUUAGUGUUAAGUUAGGAUCAGAACAAGAUACUCAAGAGAAGAUAGAUAAUGCACGUAUUGCAGCAUCACGCUCCUCACCAAUGAUGGAGACUGUCAAUCACUGUGUGCAGUAUAUGGAUAAACAAGUCACGGAAGAGUUGGUUCCAAGGCUAGUUGAUUUAAUUCGUAGUUCAGUUGGGUUGGGUACUAAAACUGGAUGUUCAUAUUUAAUAUCAAAUCUUACUUUCCAGUGUCCGAGGGAAAUAGAGCCAUUUGCUGGAAAACUACUGGCAGCAUUUAUUAAUGGACUUGGGGAUAGAAAUGCUGCUGUUAGAAAAAGUUAUGCAACAGCUAUUGGUCAUCUCGUUAAAGUUGCUAAAGACAGCAGUGUAGAAAAAGUAUUGGUGAAAAUCCAUAAUCUGUAUCUUGAAAAAGAAGAAGCACCAGCAAGGUCAGCAUGUGGGUACACUAUUCAAGCAAUGGCAAAAUAUAGUCCCGAUGUACUUCGUGCACAUAGUGCUCAUGUUUUACCAUUAGUGUUCCUGGCAAUGUUUGAAAAAACAUACAAAGGAGAAAAAAAAGAAGCUAAUGAUUCCAACCCAUGGGAAGAAGUUUGGCUGGAAUUUACUACUGGUUAUGAAACAGCAAUUCGUUUAUAUUUAACUGAAAUAGUAAGUCUUAUUCAAAAAGGCUUAGAAUCUCAGUCAUGGCUUAUGAAAGAACAAGCAGCCACAGCUGUUGCAACCAUGGCAACAAAACUGGGAGGAAUGUUAAAACAGCCUUAUCUUGGAACUUUGUUGAAUACUUUAUUAUCAGGACUAUCAGGAAGAACAUGGAAAGGAAAAGAAUCAAUAAUGAAUGCAUUAUCUUUGAUUUGUGUCAAUUCAAUGGAUCAAAUCACAGAAACUGAAGGUGAAAUUUCUGUUCAUCAAAUUAUUCAAGUUUUAGUGAAAGAAUGUAAAAAAGAAAAUUUAAAAUAUAAGGAAGCAGCUGUAAAAAGUUUAGCAGCAAUCUUGGAAAAACACCAGUUGGACUAUUUUGGUGAUCUCUACAAUAUCUUGGUACCUAUUCUGGAAAAGAAAAAUAGCUGCCCUCACAAUAAUCAACACAGCAGUAGUGAGGAAGAAGACCCUAGGGAAAACUUUAAUUUCCAGAUUGUGGCAUUUGAAGCAUUAGGAUGUGCAUGGCCUUCUGUUCCUGAAACUCAAAAAAAAUAUCAGACGUCUUUCUGUAAUCUUAUGACAUCUAAGUUUCCAGUCAGCACAUGGAAGGUUCAGCUUUCAAUCUUGAAGGCAUUAAAUUGUUUUAUCAAGAAUACAGUUUUACCAAAUGAAAUACAAGAGAAUGCUAGAGGAAGUCCAUUCUCUCCUUCACUGGUUGAACAAAUGUUGAAAAUUGUAUCAUCUGCUUUUAGUGUGGUGAAGUACAGCACUUUGAGAAUGGAAGCUCUGGACGUGACAGAGAAGCUAUUAUUGAAGAUAAAUAAGGAUGAUUUAAACCCUGAAAGUGUUAAACAACUCUGUGGAUCUUUGACUUCUCUCAUGGAAAACUGUAGUCCAGCAAUGAAGGAAAAAGCUUCAAAAAUUCUUAUAAUUCUUAAAUAAAAUACAAAAAUUGCACAUAAAUCUGUGUACUGAGACUAUUUCCAUAUAUACUUGUCAUCUAUGAUUACUUCUGUGUCGUAACAAAGCAAAUGAACAUCUAAAACUAGAUAUUCCAAAAGUUUAUACUAGUGCAUUUCAUGUAAAGAAGUCUGAAGAAUGUAUAUCAUUUACUAUUUACUAAAGUGCUGCUGUUAUUAAAUGUAUGAAUUGUAUAGUGUUCUGUGAUAUUAUGGUACUUUAAAAUAAUAAUUAUAUUUAGGUAAGAUUUGAAGACUUGUGUUUUGGAUUAUUCAAAAUAUUAACUGUUCACAUUUGUAUGAGCUUCAGUAAGUCAUGAUAAUUUUAAUUAAUUAACAUAUUUGUUAGUAAUUUCAGUUUCUCUGAACCCUUCAAAUUAUACAGUGUUUUGGUUGUCCACAAAGUGCCAUUCUUGCUUUAAAUGUGUCUCUUAGUUUACUUCCAGAGGUUAAUUGGAGUCCUGUUCAUAAAUAUUUAAGCUUCUCUAAAAAUUACUUAGCUUUUAGUUUCUAGGAACUGAUUCCAUUUAACUUGAAGAUUUGAAACACAAAUUCAGUUAGAAAACAGGUGUUAUACUUUUAUUAAACAUUUUGUAAGAUAUAUUAAUUUGCAAGAAGUGUAAUGGGUAGUUUUGGAUUGUUUUCCUCUUACUUUUAGUAAAAUUGUGUAUUAAAAAGGAGAAUUCUAUUUAUAAUGAGUUUCACAAAGGUUUAUUGAAAUAUCCUAAGUAAUUGUAAACACAGUGCCAGAUUAAAGGAAGGACUUCAUCUCUGGGCCAUAAGUAGGCUUAAUCCUGCCCUAAGUAAUCAGGUUGGUUAAUUUAAUGAAGUAGUGAUAAACAUGGUGUAUACAAAGUAAUAGUAAGCAAGUUAGUUAAUUUAAAGGAAAGUCAAGUGAACAUGUUCAAUUUAAUGGAUAGUGAUAAACAGUUUGCUUAAUAUAAUUAAAAAUUGAUGGGAAACAUGUUGGUUACAGUAAUGGAAAUUGUAAUAUACAUGUUUAAGGUUAAUUGAUAUAAAAGAAAAUUUAUUUACUAAAAAGUAGGGGUAAAAAAGUUGGUUAUUAUAAUAGGGAAUAGUGACAAACAUUUUGGUUAAUAUAAUGAAAACAGGUUAGUUAAUAGAAAGUAGUGGAAAAUGGGUUGUUAGAUAUAAAGGGAAGUAAUCAUAAACAUUUAGUUACUUUAAUGUAAUAGGACAUUGUGGUAAACAAGUUGAUUAUUGUAAUGGAAAGUGGGACAUAGUGAUAAAAAAAAGUUGCCUAAUGUAAGUAUGAGUAGUAGUAAACAAGUUUGCUAAUAUAAAUGGGACAUGGUGAUGAAAACAUUGGCUAAUAUAAUUAUAAAUUGAUUAGGAUGUUGUAAAGUGGCAGUAACAUCAGCCCAUUUUAGUGACAUAGUUUUAGCCGAAUUAGAACCAGUUUUCUGAGCUACAACUGCAAAUAAACAUAUUCUGAAUGAACAUAGAUUCAACAUACCUUGUAUGGAUGGUUAGUAUGGAACAAUAUUAAAAUUAUAAAUAAAAAUUAUAAUUUCAAGGUGAUUAUAUUCCUUUCAUUCAAACAAUUCAUUGGUAAUUGAAAAAUGUAAGAAUUACAAAGAAAAUUAAUGUGAUUAUAUUUUUGCUCUUGAAACAAUAAAUUCAUUGGUAAUUGAAACAGUAUUACUAUUGAUGUACUUGAACCAGAAGUAAAAUCUUAUCACUCAGAAUACCAGUAGUUUCCAUAUGUUGUGUGUAGGUACCUUGAUAGAAAACUAUAGCUUUCUACAGAAAUAAUGUUAUUUAGUUGUCUUUAACAGGAGUAAUGGUUUACAUCUACUCUCAUGUUACUGCUUUAAGAUUUUACAGCAUAUCAUAUGGUUGUAGUAUGUGAUAAUGUAAAACCUACAGGAUAUUUUGUGUAUAUUAACAAAUUGUUCUCUUCAGUAUACUUUCCAAUAUCAGUUUUUUUUUCACUAGAUUACAUACUGUACUAGGAAACUUUCCAGCUUUCAAAAACAAUAUUUGUAUUUCAAAUAUUCAACAAGAUACCAUUGUUGCUAAUUUAAUUAUAUGCACGCUGUUAAACCUUAAUCUAUUACUACUAGAAAAAAACAGAAGUUCAUGGGUGAUGUUAAAAUUAAAGUGAAUCAUACAGUUUAUUUUUGUAACAUUAUAGCAGUGUUACUCUGCUCAAGAACUCUGGUGUACACCAUCGUAAAAUAUGAUCUUACACCGACGACGCACGAAGAGUUGGCGAUAAUUUUACGGACUUAUAAUGCUAAAAUCCAGGGUCGGAUUUUUUGUUGUAGACAGAAUUCAGAGUUCAUUGGGUAACCUUGUGCUAAAACAAACAGACUGAACACUAAAUAUCUUGCAGUAUUUAUAUUUAUUCUAUUAAAUGACAUGUUUUCCAAUGGUUUCACCAAUAAAUGUAACUUUAUAAUAGAAGCACUUGAGGUAUUAGAUUGUUCAGAAGUUUAUAUGGUUAGUACGAAGUUAGGUGUUAUUGUCUACUGUUAAAAACUAGAAAAUAGUAUACAUAAAAGUAUAUUAUUUAACCAUGUAUUAAAAAACUGUUAUAUAUCCUAAGUAGG
Molecule: messenger RNA, 8035 nt
Organism: Limulus polyphemus (Atlantic horseshoe crab)
Lineage: Eukaryota; Metazoa; Arthropoda; Merostomata; Xiphosura; Limulidae
Product: proteasome-associated protein ECM29 homolog
Exons: 1
Coding region: 1-5442 (1813 amino acids)
Biological process (GO): proteasome assembly
Cellular component (GO): cytoplasm; nucleus
Molecular function (GO): molecular adaptor activity
Source: RefSeq, a predicted model, not a curated record